Messenger RNA from Lathyrus oleraceus (garden pea), 1191 nucleotides. Its product is annotated as albumin-2-like. The transcript has a single exon. The coding region runs from base 86 to 940 and encodes 284 amino acids. The record is from RefSeq and is a predicted model, not a curated record. Lineage: Eukaryota; Viridiplantae; Streptophyta; Magnoliopsida; Fabales; Fabaceae.
UCUGAUUACUAAGUAACUCCGAAGAGAUAUAGGUAAUAAAAUCACAUGCCAUGCACGAUGAUUGUGGAAAGUGGGUUUAAUAUAUAUGCAAAUCCAUUGGAUGAAGAAGUUAAGGAUAGUAUUUUAUCAAUAUUGUAAGCCUAUAUAUAUCCUUCUUUGUUUUCCUUUAUUUGCACACAAAAUAAUCUUCCUUCCAUUGAAAAACAAAUCAUUCAUCCCCCUACAGACUUUACUACACCUAAUAAAGAUGACAAAACAUGGUUACAUAAGGGCUGCAUUUCGUUCAUCUAGGCACAAUGAAGCUUACAUUUUCAUAAAUGAUAAGUACGUGCUUUUGGACUAUGCUCCCGGAACCACCAACGACAAAAUUUUGCACGGUCCAGUUCUUGUUAGUGAAGGUUUCAAAUCACUUGCUCCUACAAUAUUUGGAAGCUACCCAAUUGAUUGUGCUUUUGACACCGAUAACAACGAGGCAUUCUUGUUUCAUGAAAAUUUCUGUGCUCACAUAAACUAUGCUCCAUUCUCUGGUGUCGAUAAACUAAUCUCCGGCCCUAAGAAAAUCGUUGACAUGUUUCCUUUUUUCAAAGGAACCGUGUUUGAAAGUGGAAUCGAUGCUGCGUACAAGUCGACUAGGGGAAAAGAAGCUUACUUAUUCAAAGGAGAUCAAUAUGCUCGUAUAGACUACGGAACCAACAAUCUCGUUCAAAGUAUCAAAAGUAUUAAAGGGUUUACUUCUCUCCAUGGCACGAUCUUUGAAAGUGGAUCAUUCGAUGCGGCUUUUGCUUCGCAUAAACCGAAUGAAGUUUACAUUUUCAAAGGAGAGCACUAUAUACGUAUCGGUGUUACCCCGGGCGUAGCGAAAGACAAUGUAAUCAGUCGUGCGUCGCGAAUCGUUGACUAUUGGAAAGGUCUUGGUAGCAUAUUACCUCUAAAGAAUUAACCAAUUAUCACCAGCAUCACUGCUAUGAUCAUCAAGCUAAGAUGAAUAGCAAAACAAUCAACAUUUAAAGUUUUUAUGUUUGUUUUCUGCUAUCCAGAAUUUAUGCAAUAUGUGUGUUUCUUGCUUUCUUUCCUUCAUGUAAUAAAGGUGUGGAAUCUCCUUGUUUUCCACACAGUUAAUGUUUUUUUAUGCAUCUCAUUAAAUGUUGACUAUUGUUAAGCAAUCUCAAAUUGGACAAUAUUGUCUGAAUA